UUUAAGAAAUUAAAAGGUUCAACAGAAAAUCAAGAGGCUUGUUUGUAGGAAUAGAAGAAAAGGUUGGACAUAAAUGAAAGUUCAGAUAAGCAAACUCCCUGAGUGAGAACCGGAGGUAGAGCCGGAAAUUUGCUGUUCGGUGUUUCCCGCUCUGCCCUCCCCCAUGGCCUCGAGCAUUGGAUCGUCGGUCUUCCGCUGGAACAUUGCCCCUCCUCGCCCCAAGGUCCACCGAGAAUUGCAUACUCCGACGAAAGUCAGACUACCCAUCAUCAGAUUCCGGUUGAAGAACGAUUUGGAGCUGGAGAAGAUCGUUAAGGAAGCUGGCCUAAAGGCCUCAGACAGGAGGGUCUUGUAUGAUUCGGAGAUCGCGGACGUGGGUGUAAGAGACUUCAUGGAGAGGAGGAAGGAGUUCGCGAAAUCCGUGGAUGGCCCUCCGAGAUGGUUCUCUCCUAUGGAGUGUGGCCGUCCUCCUCCUGACGUUCCUCUGCUUCUCUACUUACCCGGUAUUGACACCAUUGGGCUUGGCUUGUUCUUGCACCACCAGCAGCUAGGAAAAAUUUUUGAAGUUUGGUGCCUGCAUAUUCCAAUUUUGGACCGGACACCAUUUGAAGCACUGGUGAAAUUUGUGGAAAAGACAGUGAGGUUGGAAAAUUCUUCAGCUCCACGUAGACCAGUAUAUCUUGUUGGUGAUUCUUUUGGGGGAUGUCUUGCUCUUUCUGUUGCAGCUCGUAACCCAGACGUUGACAUUGUAUUAUUAUUGGCCAAUCCUAUGACAUCUUUUAGCAGGUCCUGGAUGCAGUGUCUUUUACCUUUCUCAGAACUGAUUCCUGGUGAACUAAAGCUACCAAAUGACUAUCUUCUGAGCUUCCUUGUAGGUGACCUCAGUUGGCUGCUGACAACUGUCCUGGAUCCCUCGUAUGCUCAGCAGAUACCAGUAGAUGGUUUAGCAAAGGACUUUCUUAUGUGGAGGUUGAAGAUGCUUCGAGCAGCUUCAUCUUAUGCUAAUGCACGUCUCCAUGCUGUUAAAUCUGAAGGAUUGGUACUUGCCAGUGGCAAGGAUCAGUUUCUACCCAGUAGAGAGGAAGCUGACAGACUUUGCAGUAUACUGAGCCGCUGCAGGUUUCGGUACUUUAAGGAUAGUGGACAUUCCAUUUUUCUGGAUGAUGACAUUAAUUUGGUUUCAACUAUUAAAAGUGCUGGUCUAUAUAGGCGCUCAAGGAAGCUUGAUUAUGUUUCAGAUUUUCUUCCUCCAACUCUAAAUGAAUUCAGAAGAGCAUAUGAACCAUACAGGUGGAUAGAUCAUGCCACUAGCCCAGUGAUGCUUUCAAAAUUGGAAAGUGGGAAAAUUGUAAGAAGCCUUGAUGGAAUUCCUCUUGAGGGACCUGUUUUACUUGUUGGCUAUCACAUGUUGUUUGGUUGGGAAGUAAGUCCCCUUGUCCGGGAAUUCUUAAUGAAGGGCAUCCUCAUUCGAGGCAUUGCUCAUCCAUUCAUGUUUGAGAAGAGGACCGAGAAGGUGAUGCUUGAUGAAACACGCUUUGACCCUUUUAGAGCUUUAGGUGCUGUUCCUGUCUCAGCAACUGGCCUUUUCAAGCUACUUUCUCAAAAUUCACAUGUUCUUUUAUAUCCUGGAGGUGUACGUGAAGCUCUUCAUCGAAAGGGAGAGGAAUAUAAGUUGUUUUGGCCAGAACAGUCCGAAUUUGUCAGAAUGGCAGCUAGAUUUGGAGCAGCAAUCGUACCUUUUGCUGCUGUUGGAGAAGACGAUCUUUGUGAAUUGCUUCUUGAUUAUGAUGACCUUGUGAGGAUACCAACUGUGAAAUAUUUGAUAGAUGAGCUAAAUCGAGAUCUAACGAAAUUGAGGACCGCUGCUGUUGGUGAGUUAGGACAGCAAGCCCUCCAUGUCCCUGUGCUUAUGCCGAAGAUACCUGGUCGUAUGUACUACUUGUUUGGCAAGCCAAUUGAAACAAAAGGGAGGGAGGAGUUGCUGAGAGAUAGGAAGAGCACACACUUAAUGUACCUACAUGUGAAAUCUGAAGUUGAGAAGAACAUUUCUUAUCUACUACAAAAGAGGAAGUAUGAUCCGUACAGGACGCUGCCGUCUAGGGUGCUUUAUCAGGCCAUUCAUGGUCCUACAUCAGAAGUACCAACCUUCAGCCUCUGAUACUUCCAGUUUCUAACGGGCAUUAUCCAAUUUCUCUAUUCAUUAUUUGUCCUCUCUCUCUCUCUCUCUCUCUCUGUGUGCGUGUGUUUAGGAAAAUAGUAACAAUAAUAAAAGGUAGCAUCAGGAACUUCACAAAACUACUUUAUCUGUAUAAUACCAAGAAUGCAGAUGGUGGAACAUAAAAUAGGCUUUUGCAAUUGGUAACUGUUGAUCCUCAACUAA
Molecule: messenger RNA, 2380 nt
Organism: Nymphaea colorata (pocket water lily)
Lineage: Eukaryota; Viridiplantae; Streptophyta; Magnoliopsida; Nymphaeales; Nymphaeaceae
Product: phytyl ester synthase 1, chloroplastic-like
Exons: 14
Coding region: 164-2158 (664 amino acids)
Cellular component (GO): membrane
Source: RefSeq, a predicted model, not a curated record